AUGUCUCUGUCGCGGUCAGCAAGCGGCCCGGGUGGUUUGACGAUCAACACCGGUGCUGCAAACUCUGUGGCCGCCGCGCCGUCCCAACCGCCAGCAGCCGGGGGCCUGUUGGGCGCCGGAUUGGCAAACGCCGCCGCAAGCACUGGAGGCAUGGCAGCGACGGGCGGCUUGUUCGGCGGUGCGCAACAGAAACCGGCCUCUGGAUUGUUUGGGGGUGCCACGAGCGCUGCAACGGCGCAGCCGACCACGAGCGGCGGGCUUUUCGCAAGUGCAAACACCACACAGCAGCCGAGCCAACAGAGUUCCGCCGGCGGUCUCUUUGGAAGCAGUCAGCAGCAGACCCAGCAGUCGGCUGCUGGAGGUCUUUUCAGCAACGCCGCGAAUCAAGCGCAGCAGCAGCCACAGCAGCAGACCGCCGGAGGCCUCUUUGGCACCGCUGUCGCUCAGUCACAGCCACAGCAGCAGCAAGCUGCCGGUGGUCUCUUCGGCGCGCAGUCGAUCCAACAACAACCACAAACGCAGAACCCCGGAGGAUUAUUCGGCUCCGCCAUCACCAGCACACAACCGGCGGUCAGCGGGGGGCUUCUUGGGCAGGCACAGGCAAAGCCUGCCGGUGGUCUACUCGGCCAAAGCCAACCGCAGUCGAGUCAAUUUAUUACCCAGAUGCCGGCAGUCCCGAUCAACUACGACAAUAUCCGCCCUCGCACGAGAUUCGACGACCUCGCACAGCCGGUUCAGGACGAGAUUUCUCUCAUCGACAAGGGCAUCCAGCGGGUGAUAAAGAUGAGGGACGAGAUAGGACAGUUCAUGCCGCAGCACGGAGAAGACAUCGAUCAGCUUGGACGCGACGUCAAGUUUGUCGAAUUCAAGUUCCGGACGGUCCAAGUCGCCCUGAACCGGGACAUCCAGACGGUCAAGGUUCUGCAAGACAUGACGAAGAAGAACAUCGCCGAUGCCCAACUAUCGUUCAAGGCCACCGACAACCUGAAACUUCCCGCCCACUAUCACCAGACGGGUCUUUUCGCCGGUCCCCCGCCACCUUCCGACACCAACGCGACGGAUGCUUCGUUUGCGCAUGCGAGCGCGCAGGAUCUGAUUACCUACUUCAAUCGCGUGUGCGACGAUGUCGAAAAAUACAAGAAGCGGCUGGACGAGUACCGUGGCGAGAUUGAACGCGACAUGCCCGGCGUCGAAAACGGCCUGUACGAACAAAUAAGGGCCUUUCGAGACAGGAAUCAGGUUGCGAGCGGAAGCGUGCAGGAUCAGCUUAGCCAGGUGCUGUCGGCCCUCCGAGAGACGGGCAACGCGAUAGUCGCCCAGGCAGGUCAGAUUGCCGAUACAAGAGAGCGCCUUUCGAGGUUGCAGGCGGGCAUCCUGGACUCGGGCGUGUACGCGAUAGGGAUAAACGCGUGA
Drechmeria coniospora is the source of this 1413-nucleotide messenger RNA. RefSeq names its product nucleoporin NUP49/NSP49. The transcript is spliced from 3 exons. The record is from RefSeq and is a predicted model, not a curated record. Gene Ontology annotation, molecular function: structural constituent of nuclear pore. Gene Ontology annotation, cellular component: nuclear pore. Gene Ontology annotation, biological process: nucleocytoplasmic transport. Lineage: Eukaryota; Fungi; Ascomycota; Sordariomycetes; Hypocreales; Ophiocordycipitaceae. The coding region runs from base 1 to 1413 and encodes 470 amino acids.